Molecule: messenger RNA, 522 nt
Organism: Solanum tuberosum (potato)
Lineage: Eukaryota; Viridiplantae; Streptophyta; Magnoliopsida; Solanales; Solanaceae
Exons: 2
Coding region: 1-522 (173 amino acids)
Source: RefSeq, a predicted model, not a curated record
AUGGAUGAUAUUAUUGUCACAGGAAGUAAUCCAUCUCAUGUCUCAAUGUUGGUUCUCCAACUUGAGAAGGAGUUUGCUAUGAAAGAUCUUGGCCCUUUACACUUCUUUCUAAAAGUUGAGGUGAAGUAUUUCGAAGGAGGAAUUCACUUGAAUCAAAGCAAGUAUGCUGCUGAGUUGCUGGCCAAGACAGAGAUGACUUUGUCCAAGGCUGUUGCCAUUCAUUUGGCUCAGAAGCAUGGUUUGAAUGAAGUUGUGGGAAGUCUUGUAGAUGCCUCCUUGUACAGAAUGAUAGUAGGGAGCCUUCAGUAUUUGACCCUCACAAGACCUGAUAUCACUCAUGCUGUGAAUUUAGCAAGCCAGUUUAUGCGAAGUCCAAACACUGAACAUCUUCAAGGGGUAAAAAGGAUUCUCAGCAAGCUAGGAGUUACAGUUCCUCCACUCACUAGCUUGAGGGGAAGUGUUGAAGGAAGCUUGAAGACUGAUGGAACAUGUCGAAGGAACAGGUCCAUUGAAUCAGGCUGA